AUGUCGACGAGGACGUACCAGGAUGCGAUAGUUCACCUCAACUCCCUUCAAUCCAAUGCCGCGACUCUCGAAGCUGUCAGAGCAUCUGGUGGACGGCUGAGCGAGUUUGCUAUCCCGGAGAUGGUAGAGUACUUGCACAGGAUAGGCUACGAACCCGAAGAUCUGAACAAGCUGAACAUCCUGCAUAUCACUGGAACCAAGGGCAAAGGAUCGACUUGUGCUUUCACUGAUUCCAUCCUUCGCCAUGUGAAGCCAGAGUGGAAGAUAGGCCUAUAUACAUCUCCUCACUUGGUCGCUGUACGAGAACGCAUUCGUAUUAAUGGCGUACCUCUCUCCGAAAGUGAUUUCGCUCGAUUUUUCUUUGAGGUCUGGGAUAGAUUGAAUGAGAAUGACAAGCGAAAGUUUCCGAGUACACCAGCGAAACCGAUGUACUUCCGCUACGUAACACUGGUCGCAUUCCAUGCCUUCCUGAGCCUCAAGGCAUGCAGCUCCUCGCCUCUAUAUGCCUCGUUGAUGGUCAACGCGACAAUCUUGGAAGUAGGGGUCGGGGGAGCGUAUGAUAGUACCAACAUCGUCCCACGGCCCGUCGUGACUGGCGUUUCUGCUUUGGGAAUUGAUCACACGGCCGUGCUGGGAAAGACACUAAAGGAAAUUGCAUGGCAAAAGGGUGGAAUUUACAAGGAAGGUGUGCCUGCAUUUACGGUGAUCCAACCCGAUGAAGCCUUGGAGGUUCUCAAGUCUCAAAGUAAGGAACGCAAGGCGUCUGAAUUCACAGUCAUACCUUUGAAGUCAGAAAUAUCGGGUGUCAAACUAGGUUUAGCUGGAGAACAUCAAGUUCAAAACGCCAACCUUGCGGUCCAUCUAGCGCAAAAGUUUUUGCAGAUUCAAGACGGCACUAAACCAGAAUCGCCCCUAUCGCACUUGUAUAUCAAGGCUUUGGAAAACGCGAAAUGGCCGGGCCGUUGUCAAACCGUUAUGGACCCAAAGCACCUCGACACUACUUGGUUCUUAGACGGCGCUCAUACCAAGGAGAGCCUCGAGUGCUGUGUAGAAUGGUACGUCAGUCCCACAGCAGGACUGAGACCCAAACCAACCGCCAGAGGACGGAUACGUGUUCUUAUCUUCAAUUGUACGAACGGUCGCUCUGGAUCGUCGUUCUUAGGAACGAUGUUGGAGAAGGCUGGAGUUCAGUUGAAGCGCCAUGGGUCAGACGAAGAGUCGAGUUGGUUAUUCGACCACGUUAUCUUUUGUGCGAACGUUACGUAUGCUGACGGGGGUUUCAAAGGAGACUUGACGACCAAUGCGAUACCUGAGGCCGAUCUCGCCCAACUCAAGACUCAACAAGAGCUAGGUAUUGCGUGGAUGUCUCUCGUGCCCUCUUUUCCCUCAAAGAACAUACAUGUUCUUCCUUCGAUUGAGCAUGCACUCAGAGUAGUGCGUAGUCUCACUAUGGAAGCGCAGGGCCCUUCAGCCGUGGAUGUCUUGGUGACGGGUAGCCUUCAUCUCGUUGGAGGGAUGAUCGAAGUGGGCGAUUUGACGAGCGUUGCGCUGUAA
Molecule: messenger RNA, 1554 nt
Organism: Heterobasidion irregulare TC 32-1
Lineage: Eukaryota; Fungi; Basidiomycota; Agaricomycetes; Russulales; Bondarzewiaceae
Exons: 10
Coding region: 1-1554 (517 amino acids)
Biological process (GO): tetrahydrofolylpolyglutamate biosynthetic process
Cellular component (GO): cytoplasm; cytosol; mitochondrion
Molecular function (GO): tetrahydrofolylpolyglutamate synthase activity; ATP binding
Source: RefSeq, a predicted model, not a curated record